UUGAGUGAAGUGCAAAAUGAGUGGAAGAGGUAAAACUGGCGGGAAGGCUAGAGCCAAGGCUAAGACUCGCUCCUCCCGCGCCGGGCUGCAGUUCCCUGUGGGCCGUGUUCACAGGCUUCUUCGUAAAGGUAAUUAUGCCGAGCGCGUCGGCGCUGGUGCUCCCGUCUACUUGGCCGCUGUGCUAGAAUAUCUUACCGCUGAGAUCCUCGAGUUGGCCGGAAACGCCGCUCGCGACAACAAGAAGACUCGUAUCAUUCCUCGUCACCUGCAGCUGGCCGUUCGUAACGACGAGGAGCUCAACAAACUGCUCGGAGGAGUCACCAUCGCUCAGGGUGGCGUUCUGCCCAACAUUCAGGCCGUCCUGUUGCCCAAGAAGACCGAGAAGGCGGCCAAGACCAAGUAA
Molecule: messenger RNA, 403 nt
Organism: Colossoma macropomum (tambaqui)
Lineage: Eukaryota; Metazoa; Chordata; Actinopteri; Characiformes; Serrasalmidae
Product: histone H2A-like
Exons: 1
Coding region: 17-403 (128 amino acids)
Cellular component (GO): nucleosome
Molecular function (GO): protein heterodimerization activity; structural constituent of chromatin; DNA binding
Source: RefSeq, a predicted model, not a curated record